AUGACAGUUAGAGAUUUUGCAUUUUGUAAAGAUAAUAAUCCUGCUAUUUUAUCACUUGAAAUGCAUUGUUGUUUAAAAUAAUAAAAAAGAAUAGCUGAACUUUUAUAAGGCAUUCUUGGAGAUAUGCUAUUUGUAAUUAAAGAUUAUAAAUAAGAAAGAUUUUCAACUUUAUAAUAAUUAUAAAGAAAGGUUCUAAUUAAAUAUAAAGCAGAUGAUCAAUUUUUAUAAGAGAAAUUAUAAACUCAAUCUUCAACAUUAUUUUAUACAUAAUCUCAUGAUGAUAUGUUAAUUAGAUUUGAAGAUGAUGAAGAUGAUUAAAAUCUUUAAGCAAAUGUUAAAUAAUUUAGUCAAACUCUUGAUGAACAUCAUAAGAAAAUAUGUAGAGAAUUAUUAGAAAUAACUUCAUUAUAUGCAGUAUCAUUAAAAUUAGAUAAAAAACCAGAAUUAGUUUGGAUUGUAUCAAGUGUUUCAGAAGAUAAAAUAUAAGAUGUAAUAAAAAAGAGUCAUGGUAAAUUCUAAGAAUAUGUUGAUAAUUAUUUUGUUAGAGUUUAUCCUUUAGGAUUAAGAUUUGAUUCAAGCAAUUAUGAUCCAUUCCCUUCUUGGAUUGCAGGAGCUUAAUUGGUUGCUUUAAAUAUACAAACCAAAGAUAUAUUUAUGUUGUAAAAUUAUGGAAUGUUUCUUAACAGUUCUUAUAUCUUAAAAUCAAAUCAAGAUAUAAAAAUGAACAUAUAUGUUCGUAUCAUCAGUGCUACUAAUCUUGUUUGGGAAGAAGUAAAACGUAGAUAAGAAGAAAUUGUUGAUCCAUAUAUUAAAAUUAGAGUUGCAGGAAAUAAAGAUGAUGUCAAUAAAUCUGAUAAAUGGAGAACAGAAGUUGUUUAAGAUAAUGGAUAUCAUCCAAUCUUUAAUUAUUAAUGUGUUAUUCAACUUAGACAUGCUUAAUAAGAUGUUAUCUAUAUAUAAGCCUAUAGUUAUUCCAUGUUAGGAGAUUCCUUGUUAGGUUAGUAUUGUUUGUCUCCACUUAAUAUAAGAACAGGCUAUAGAAUUGUUCCAUUAUUAAAUUCUCAGUUUAAAACUUUAGCUAAUUCUUAUGUUUUAAUGCAUAUCAAAAUUGAAUAUUGA
Messenger RNA from Paramecium primaurelia, 1119 nucleotides. Lineage: Eukaryota; Ciliophora; Oligohymenophorea; Peniculida; Parameciidae. The record is from the annotation of a GenBank genome assembly.